This is a messenger RNA of Girardinichthys multiradiatus, 5117 nucleotides long. Its product is annotated as E3 ubiquitin-protein ligase Topors-like. The coding region runs from base 177 to 4628 and encodes 1483 amino acids. NCBI's taxonomy places the organism in Eukaryota, Metazoa, Chordata, Actinopteri, Cyprinodontiformes, Goodeidae. Gene Ontology annotation, molecular function: metal ion binding; ubiquitin protein ligase activity. The record is from RefSeq and is a predicted model, not a curated record. The transcript is spliced from 4 exons. Gene Ontology annotation, biological process: protein polyubiquitination; protein monoubiquitination.
AGGAAUUAAAAAAAACAAGACGUUGGUUUCCCAUCAUCCCUUGUUGCUUGUGUUGCAGCUUCUGUUGGGAAAACAGCCGACCGAGACCCCGAUGUUUCGGUCCCGGACGGUAAACGGGUUCUGAACGGAUCUGGAUCUCGGAGCUUGGGACGGCGGUACAUCUCUGCUGACAGUGGAUGCCGCUCCCGGCGCGGAGCUCGUCCCGGAGAAGGAGAAACGGCCCGGAUGAAGAGGAGCGAGCUGCGAAUUGUUCUGUUGAGGUGAUGGCGCCAACACGGAUGAAACUGCGUGAACGUCGGCGCGACACUGCAGCUGAAGCUGCUCCAGCAGGAGGCGCUUCGCUGGCCGGAGACGCAGAGAGAACCCGAGAGAGCAGACGGAGCAGCAGAAAGAGAAACUGCAGCAAAGCUUUGGCCUCAGCUGACGCUGCACCCUCCUCAUCCUCGUCUCCUCCCUCCACCUCGUCUGGAACCACGCGUCCUGCAGUGGCGGCAGAGGCGUCGCCAGACUCCAAGUGUCCCAUCUGCCUGGACCGCUUCAACAACCUGGCGUACCUGGACCACUGCCUCCAUCGCUUCUGCUUCCACUGUAUCCAGGAGUGGUCCCACAACAAGGCCGAGUGUCCGCUCUGCAAGCAGCCCUUCGCCUCCAUCCUUCACUCGGUCCGCGCUGAGGAUGACUUCAAAGAGUACACCCUGCAGCCGCCGCGCACCAACAGCCAGCUGACUGCCAGCACCUUCCUAACCACGGUAGCUGCGAUGACCUCAGAUGGCAGCACACAGCACCACCUGAGGCUGAUGCUGAGGAGGCAUCUGGUGGCAGCCGACAGGGAGAACAUCCGGAGGAGGCGAAGGAGGGAGAGGGCAGCGAGCGGCAGAAGGUCUAAUGAGAGGAUGGGUGAGUGGGAGUUUUUCAUGCCUUCUCCUCCUCUUCCAGUCUCACCUUACCACCUCGACAUGUCAGAAAUCAUCAUGGAGAAUAUGGGGGUUGAGGAGGACAUGAGGAGGAGAGAUGAGGAGCGAAGGCUGGUUUUUAACGAGCUGACAGGCCUCCGAGGAGCGGCAGCGCCCCCUGCUGCCCCCAACACCCGGGCGUCCCGGCGGUUAAUGUGUCGCCUGGCGAUCAGACAGCGGCUGCAGCGAGAAGGCGGGGCCAUCCACAUGGGGGAGAGGGAGGUGAUCGCUUUCCGCAAGGCGCUCUACCAGUGCGGCAUACGAGCUCAGGGCAUCAGCGGUAACCAGGGGCGACAGCGUGCCAUCACAGCAGAGUCUUUCCGUCGGAGCACCAGCCAUCUCAACAGACUCCACAUCUGGCUGCGGCGGGAGCUGACGGUGCUGCUCGGCUCCCACGCCUCGCUCACGGAUGUAGUUCAGCGCACCGUCAUGGCUCGGGUCCUCCGCAGCGGCCUGGAGGACGCGGCCGCAAUAGAAGAAGAGCUGCGGCCGUUCCUGUCGGCGCGCACUGAGCACUUUGUGCAUGAGCUGGUGAGCUUCGCCCGCUCCACACUUAGGAUGGAAAGCUACGACCAGCAGGCGGUGUACGAGCCGCCGCCCACCGCCAUGGAGCUGGACCAGGUGAGCACGCCCUCCGAUGGCAGCUCUGUCAUCGCCAUUUCUGAAGGAGAGGAUGAGGGGGAGGAGAGAGGAGGAAGAUCUGAGGGUGCAGGAGGAAAUCAUGAUGAUGUCAUCAGAGCAGGAAGCAGCCUCAGCCUGUCAGGCUGGGACGAUGAAACCCCGGGACCCUCAUAUACCACAGCAGAACCAUCGCAUUCGCUCACACCGGCAUUCAGCCCUGCCCCUCAAGACUCAGCCAAUCAGGAGGGAGGACAGCGCCACGCGGAGGAGGAGGAGUGUCUGAUUGUUGGCUACAAGAAACCCAUCGCAGAACGGACUCCGGAGCUGGUGCAGCUCUCCUCUGACAGCGAGGAAGGUGAGGGAGAGAAGAAGAAGAAGAAAGAAGAGAAUGAGGUGGUUGCAUCAGAGACAGUAAAAAAGGCUCCUCCUUCUUCCUCCUCCGCUCCUCCCUCCUCCAACCUACCCAUCAUCCCUCCCUCCACAUCAGGCGCCUUCAGAGCAGAGCAUGUGGCGGGGCAGAAACAGAGUGAGACGGGGCAGCGCUCCCAUUCGUGGUCAGAAAGUUCUGGAAGAAGCACAAAGUCGGUGUGCUCACUCAGUCCAGCAACACCUGAGUGGAGGCGGAGAGACAGGAAGCAGCACGGGGAAAGGAGGAAGAAGAAGAAAGGAAGGCAGGACGGGAGUAGAGAACAUCUGAGGAGGAGCGGCACCUUCUGCAACCCAAACCGCUCCAUCUUUCCCCCCAUGAUGUCCCGCUGCUCUCCAUCACCUUUCGAUUAUAGCGCUGACUCCGCCUCUUCGUUGUCGCAGAGCCCACGAGACUCCAGCUGGGACUUCCGCUUGACCCAGGUGUCCCCUCUCACCUCCUCCGUUUCCUCAACCUCACCCUCCCGCUCCAUCUCCCCCCUCUGCUCCUCUCCCCCUCAAACGCCGCCUACUCCCGCCUUCUCCCCCAAGCGGCCCCAUCAUGUAGAAAAGCCCGGCGGGAAGAGGAAGUACAAGAGCCGGCACCUGAACAGCAGCAACAAGGAUCCGUCCUGGAGGCCGAACCGCAGCCAGCAGCGGGAGAGGGAGCACAAGAAGAGGCGGAAGAUCCGGAGAGAGGCCCUGGGGCGUGAGAACAGCAGCUUGAAAACAGGAAACAGCAGAAGGUCCAGAGAGGACCGGAGUCCCAGCGUGGAGAUCAUCUACGAGGGAACCAUCACCUCCAGCACGACGCAGCCUUCAGCGCACAAAUGGCGCCGGAGACCCCACCGCAGGACACACCUCAGCAGUUCUCCCGUCAUCAUCACCUUGGACAGCGACAGUAGCCAUGACGACGUCAGGAGGACCAACAGCGCCAGCAGCAGCCCGCUCAGCAGCCAGCAGACCAUCGACUUCUCCGACCUCCCUUCGCUCCCGAUGCUUCACUCGACCGAUGUGGGCGGCAACAUGGACGCGGAGCUUCCCACCGACAUCCUGGAUCGAGGAUCUGACGGGUCGGAGUCUGAGGCGGCGGUGCGGUCCAGAGCGGCACGCCGAGUAGAAAACGGUGACAGCAGCUACGUGGACGUGAUCAACGUGGAGGACAGCGUCUCUCUGCUCGAAACCUCCGAUGAUCAACAAACGGCUGCUGAGCCAAUCAGAGCGGCCGAUUCAAAGCCACCAGGUGAAGGUCCAAUGGAACCGGCUGCUGUAGGAGAGGGUGCUGGUCCUAAACCGUUUCACAGAAGACACCAGGAAGUGUCUUCAUCUGACCGGUACCUGCUGGAAUCCAUCCUUAGCGACCUGAACCGGAUCGCUCCCGCCAGACCGGAUCUUUCCCCAAACACUGACUCCAGAAAACAGACCCCACAGCAGAUCAACCAGAAAGCAGACUGCCUGCUGGAGGAGAGGACACGUUCCGGUCCAACGUCAAACAUCAGCUGUCAGCAGAAUCAGGAAUGUAACUCCCAGACCAGAACCUCCUCCUUCCCCCCAGGACCUCCCCUGGACAGGACGAAGGAGAGCAGAGAUGUCCCGCCUCUCCUCAGACGGGCCAGUCCUGUCAGGUCCUACAACAGGAACACUCCACCACCUCUAAAACACAAAGAUGCUGGAAGUCCGCAGCAGUGUGCCGCUUUUCCCCGAGACGUUGGGCCUCAGUGUUCCUCCGACGCUGAUCCGAACGGCAGGAACUCCCCCGUCCUGCUCGGUCUCAACAAGCACGCCAUUCCUCCCAUAACCACCCUCAAGAACCACCUCAACAACGUGUGGACGUCCACCAUCGGCGCCGGGGUCCCCUCCUGCAGCCACAGGCUUCCAGCAGAUUCCCAUUCCUCUGGUUCCGAUCACUUUCCCGGUCUGGGUUUGGGUUCUUGUCCUUCCACAGAGUCUCAUCACAGCAGGGAACGUUUGAAACUGUGUUUACCUGCUGACCCUGUGAACUCCUCACAUUCCACAGAUCUCCAUCCAGCUCACCGCAGCUCUACCUCCGGAGGCGACGGGAAUAAAGCGCUGGGCCCGAUCCGUCAGGACCUCCAUCCAUCUAGCUGGGAUGUUUUCUCAGGAGUGAACUCUAAAGAUGCUGCUUCUUUUUUACCUGACAAGCUGCUCGGCAGGAGCUGCCCAGAACCGCCAGCAGGUGGCGGCCUGUGUUCGAGAGCAGCUUCAGGAGGUCAGAGGGUCAGCGGGAUGUCAUCAGCUUCCAUCUUCACGCCGCCGUCUGACUCCGCCUCCCAUCACAUGGCCUUAUCCUCGUCUCCAUCCCAACACUCUAGUAGUUUCAUCUCAACAAACACAAAGUGCAGUUUUUGGCCCAAAUCCCAUUCUGAGCUGUUUCACCGCUCCGGGUCCCACUCCGGACCACAGAACCACAGCGAUCUGAGCUCCAACUUCUUCCACGGCCAUCUUCUCCAGCCCACCGACUCUGUACCGCGACCUCAAAUCCAGCACGACCCGGACCCACACCUCCAUGACCCCGCAUUCCGACCUUCCUCUGACUCCUCCCGCACUAAAGCCUCCCACAGAACCGGAACCUUUCAGCACAACGCAGACAAUCACCCACCGGACCCACAGUCUGAGCAGCGCUCCUGAAAAAUUCCACCUUAAACGAAAUGAUUCUGGUGAAAAUGUACAGAAGGAGUUUCUGUUCUUUGGGUCAGGACUCGUCUUAUGCCUUUACUUUAAAUAGCGGGACUGCGAGCCAUUUAUGUGUUCUGAUCCAAAUAUAUUUAUAUGUUUUUUAUUUCUUUUUAUCUUGAAGAUGAUGAAAUGUUUGUGGAAUAAUGAAACCCCUCAAAUUCUGGAAGCAGACUAAUUGGACUGCUUCGGUGCAUUAAAGGAGAACUGGAGGGGUCCGGUAUCAGACUUCAUCAGAACCACUGAACCUCCUUCCUGUCAGUCAUCAGAACCGAUGCAGAUCUUUUAAAAGUGAUAAACUGAAUGUGUUCCAGAUCACUGCAGAACAUUUGGUUCUGGUUCUGGUGGAGAGCAGAAGGUCAGUGUCACACUGGAGCGAUCCAAAUGUGUUUACAGGUUCUGGAAUGGGGGAGGAAAGUCCUGAAUAAAAGCUUGAUCCGAAAA